Molecule: messenger RNA, 1251 nt
Organism: Emericellopsis atlantica
Lineage: Eukaryota; Fungi; Ascomycota; Sordariomycetes; Hypocreales; Bionectriaceae
Product: homocitrate synthase
Exons: 15
Coding region: 1-1251 (416 amino acids)
Cellular component (GO): mitochondrion
Molecular function (GO): homocitrate synthase activity
Source: RefSeq, a predicted model, not a curated record
AUGUGCGAGAACGGAGAAUCCAACGGCGUGGCUGCCCACGGGCCCACGACCUCGAAUGGCUCUCACCCUGUCCAGGGCCAGCCCAAGUCCUCGCCUUACCAGUCUGUGCAGGACUACCUAUCGAACGUCGGCAGGUACAAGAUCAUCGAGAGUACCCUCCGUGAGGGAGAGCAGUUCGCCAACAGCUUCUUCGAUACCGAGACCAAGAUCAAGAUCGCCAAGGCUCUUGAUUCGUUCGGCGUCGAUAUGAUCGAGCUCACGAACCCUUGCAGCUCGGAACAAUCGUUCCAAGACUGCAAGACCAUUGCCAACCUGGGUCUCAAGGCAAACGUUCGUUGCCACAUGGAUGACGCCAAGAAGGCCGUCGAGGCCGGAGUCGACGGUGUGGAUCUUGUUAUCGGAACUUCCAGCUUCUUGCGCGAGUACAGCCACGGCAAGAGCAUGGCGAUGAUCCAGAAGACUGCACUCGAGGUGAUCGAGUACCUGAAGGGGCAAAAUGUUGAGGUCCGAUUCUCCUCGGAGGAUUCCUUCCGUUCCGAUCUCGUCGACAUUCUUGCGCUCUACAAGGCCGUUGAUGGCGCUGGUGUGCACCGCGUUGGUAUUGCCGACACUGUUGGCGGCGCUACCCCUCGUAUGGUAUACGAUCUCGUAAGGACACUUCGCGGUGUCGUCGGCUGUGACAUUGAGUGCCACUUCCACGACGAUACUGGGUGCUCGGUCGCAAAUGCCCACAGCGCUCUCGAAGCUGGCGCCACCCAUGUGGACACCUCCGUCCUCGGCAUUGGCGAGCGCAACGGCAUCACACCUCUGGGUGCCUUCAUGGCCAGAAUGGUUGUCACCGCCCCCGAGUAUACCAAGUCCAAGUACAACCUGAAGGAGCUCAAGGCCCUUGAGACUCUGGUUGCCGACGCGGUCCAAAUCAACAUUCCGUUCAACAACCCCAUCACGGGCUUCUGUGCUUUCACCCACAAGGCUGGUAUCCACGCCAAGGCUAUCCUGGCCAACCCUUCGACCUACGAGAUUCUCGACCCCGAAAUCUUCGGUCUUUCCCGCUACGUGUCCAUCAACAGCCGCAUCACCGGCUGGAAUGCUGUUCGCUCGAGAGCUGAUCAGCUUGGCCUCUCCAUGACUGACGAACAGGUUAAGGAAGUGACCGCCAAGAUCAAGCAAAUGGCCGAUAUCCGACCCCUUGCCAUUGAUGACACGGACAGCAUCCUUCGCUCGUUCCAUCUUGAGUUGCAGAAGGCAUAG